Molecule: messenger RNA, 4253 nt
Organism: Clarias gariepinus (North African catfish)
Lineage: Eukaryota; Metazoa; Chordata; Actinopteri; Siluriformes; Clariidae
Product: ankyrin repeat and SAM domain-containing protein 6-like
Exons: 16
Coding region: 167-2887 (906 amino acids)
Biological process (GO): innate immune response
Cellular component (GO): cytoplasm
Molecular function (GO): protein binding
Source: RefSeq, a predicted model, not a curated record
CGUUGCACGGAAAAAGUUUCCAAGAAUUCCUAUAAUGUUCUGGUAGUUGACUAACGUUUUUUUUUUUUCCCUGAGGUUAACAUCACUGCAUGCCGAUGAUGCCGGUAAUGCCCGCACAGACACAUAGAACCAGGAAAGAAAGUGCGUGUUUACUGCAAGUUCCGAGAUGAAUUUCGGCGUUCCAGCAAAUUCGCUCUUGUUGUUCCGAGCUUGCGAUGAGGGAGACUAUGAGAGCGCUAAGAGCAUUCUUGAGCCCGCCGGGAACGACUCGGGAAGACAGUCCAAAACACGGCUGGACUCUGUCUCGGAAUGCAGUGUGGACAUCGUACGGGGAGGGCUGCCGCUCGUACACGUCGAUUGUACGGACGAAGAAGGGAACACGGCGUUACACUUCGCGGCUGCGAGCGGACACGAGCAUUUAGUUCGAUUCUUACUGCGGAAAGGGGCGUCUGUUGAUAGCAGGAAUAAUUAUGGAUGGACACCGCUGAUGCAGGCAGCGAGGUUUGGCCAUUUAAAUGUGUCUCAUAUCUUGCUUGAGAAUGGGGCUGAGAUCAAUGGAAGGAAUCGCAUGGGAGCCAGUGUGCUCACUAUGGCAGCCCGUGGGGGGCACACACAUGUUGCUAAACUCCUCCUUGAACAUGAAGCAUUUGUGGAUGACUUUGACCACCUUUCUGCAGCUGAAAGGAAUGCUAAUGGAAACAACAGUAAUCACAGUGAUAACGGGAAGAACUUCUUGGAUAUCACGUCUUUAUUGGUUAGCGCUCAGCAUGGUCAUGAUGCUAUGGUCAGACUGCUUUUGGAGUGGGGAGCUGAUGUGAACUUUUCCCAGAAGACCACGGGGUGGAGUGCACUAAUGUUAGCCACGUUGAGCGGAAAGGCUAGUAUAGCUCAGCAGCUAGUAGAGAGGGGUGCUGAUCCUGAUCAGCUUAAUGUUUUGUCCAAAACAGCUUUUGAAGUGGCACUGCAUCUUAAUCAAAAAGAGGUGAAGAGUUAUCUGGAUUCCAUCACCACAGUUCGUCCACAACCAGAUGAUGAGAAGAAAAGACCUGAUGUUUUCAGUGCUCUAAAGCUAGGAAAUUCUCAACUGGUGAAGGAGAUACUAGAGGAGGAUCCAUCUCAGGUGAACUUGGCUAAUGCAGAUGGGGCAUCGCCUUUGAUGAUUGCUGCUGUGAGUGGACUGCUGGAAGUGGUGCAGCUUCUGGUUGAGAGGAAUGCGGACAUAGACAAGCAAGAUGGAGCCCAUGGCUGGACGGCCCUUAUGCAGGCAACAUAUCAUGGAAAUAAAGAUGUGGUGAAAUAUCUGCUGAGUCAGGGAGCUGAUGUAAACCUAAGAGCCAAGAAUGGAUACACAGCCUUUGACCUAGUCAUGCUUUUAAAUGACCCAGAUACUGAAUUAGUGAGACUUCUGGCUGCUGUGUGUAUGACAGUAGAAAAAGACAAGAGUAGGCACAGAGACAAGAUCUCCAACAAGAAACACCUGUCUCCCAGUGUACUUACACCACCGGAUGAUAAAGGAGGCCUGAAGUCCUGGUGGAACCGCAUGUCCAAUCGCUUUCGUAGACUCAAGCUAACACACACCUUAAGGCAUGGGCUCCAUCCCAAUCGCUUAGCUCCAUUUCAUGAUAACUCAGGGGUUCUGCUGGAUGCUACCAUGAAGGCAGAGAACAGAAUAGACACAAACAGCUCAGAACCAAGUAGUGCAAUGGUUUCUCCUGCUGGCACACACAUUGAUGACCUCACCAUUGCAUGGACUGAUAAGAACAAAGACAGUGGUCUUGGCAGAAACAGUGACAAAGAUUAUUUUCUCAUUUCCACAAUGCUGAGAAACGGUGCACCUCUGACCCGCUUGCCCAAUGAAAAGCUGAAAGCCGUCAUCCCACCCUUCCUGCCUCCAUCCAACUUUGAGCCGUGGAACUCAGACCGUUCAAGGGUUUUAAAGGAGGGAGGCAAGACAAGUGAGCAGUCUCGUCUGACUAUGCCUCAGAGACCAAGCAAAGCCAACUUUAACACCAGUGGAAACUCUGAUAUUACGUCCAUUAGUCGAGUGGUGAGCAGGUCAAUGAAGUUUUCCAGUAUCAGUAAGGUCCCAUCCUCCUCCCCCUCUAACUCGGGCAACUAUAACUCACCUCAUUCAUCAGGGGGUUCCAAUGGAGUAGGAGGGAUCAACCGCCAUGCAUCUGACAUGCAUAAUCGUUCAGGAGGCAGUGCAUCUGACAGCGUACUGUCUCAAAUUGCUGCCCAAAGGAAAAGGGCUGCUGGCCUGCUUGAUGUCAAAGCGCCAACCCAUGAGGCAUCAACCACUACACCACUGCCCACCAUGCCUGACAAUAGCCUGCCCAGCAUUCAAAGCAACCCAAGCCUGGUAACAAGCGACUUGCACUCCAGAUGGAAGGUUGACCUAAAGAAGAGGCCACAGUCUGGAAAUUCCUCCACAUCUAAGAGUACAUCCCCCACACUGACUCCAUCACCAUCCCCAACUCCCAAACCUCUCAUCGGAGAAACCCUAUCAUCUGCUUCCUCACAGCCAUGCUCUAAAAGUAGUGGUGGAUCAAGUAGUGGCACCAUCACUGAUGAAGAUGAGCUUUCAGGUAUACUAAGAAAACUGUCCUUGGAGAAAUAUCAGCCCAUCUUUGAAGAACAGGAGGUAGACAUGGAGGCCUUUUUGACUCUAACUGACAGAGAUCUGCAGGAGUUGGGGAUUAAAACAGACGGGCCCAGACAACAGAUUUUGGCAGCCAUUUCUGAGCUUAAUGCUGGAAAGGGAAGAGAAAGACAGAUACUGCAGGAAACGAUCCACAAUUUCCAGUCAUCUUUUGGGAGUAGUGCAAGUAACCAGCAUCCUACAGCUUGGGCAAGACAUCAACUGCACACUCUUAACAAAAGGUAACACAUCUUGCCAGAUGAGGAACUGGAGAAUGGUGCCUUCUCAAAGUGCUUGUCCUGGAACUUCUAUUUAGUUUUUAUAACUUUUUCAAGAAACUCUGAGGUUUGAUUGAUAAUGAGCUACUUGAGGAUCUGUCAAAUUGUACCAAUGCGACAAAAAAGUGGCAGUGGACCUCACACAUUACUCCUCGUAAGCGAGCAUGCCUUGGGUCACAAAUGUGAAAGGGCAUAAUAGGUAACACUUACAUGUAUUUGUUUUUAAUUAAAAACAAAAAUGUAUCCAAAAUGUAAUUUAAACAUAUUUUAGUGUAGAAAAGAAAAUGUGAGAUUUAGUGUUACUACUGGAAAACAUGCAGCGACACCCAAGCUCAUGAUCGAACCUGGGACUCUGACACUGCUGGGAGCUAACACUACCAUAUUACCUAAAAAAUACUAAUAUAUUGAGAUUUUAAGAACCGGCCCGGUGUUCAUCAGGUGAGAGAAUGAUGAUCAUGUUCAUUUAUAUGUAUUAUAGAUGCAUUUAGUAUACUGUAUGUACAGGCUGCAAGAAAAAAAAGCAUAAUUUUUCACAGACCUUUUUGGCAUUAAUAGUGGAUCAUUUAUAAUUUAUAAAAUAAGGAUCAAAUAUGUGUUUUAAACAUUGUUUUGUUUUAUAAAAUGUUUUUUCAUUUCAUAAUAUAAACUUUGUGUAAAAUUAGAGAGAAUGAAUAGAACUUGAGAGACAUUACAUUAAGUCAAAAGGUCAUCCAUAUUUAAAUUUUUUUUAUAAGCUGCUUUAGUGAGGGAGCUCAAACAUAAAGCAAACAUUAUAAAGGUUUGUGAGCACUUUACGACUGUCGGGUAAACUGAGCAUGUACUUUCUUUAGGGAUGUGCUUAUAUUAUCUGUAAUAAAUUGCUGACAUUUGGGAUUAAAUAACUGCACAGGUCCAUGUUGCAAUUUAGAUUUUUUUUUUUUUUAAAUGCAAUCAGUUGUGCAGCACUGAAGCUCUUACAUUUAAUGCGGUUCUUCUGUUGCCACAUUACUUCAAACCUUAAUAUAACACUGGAGUAUGCUGUUACUCCCUCCCUCCUGGGCGAGCCUGGAAUCUAGACCAUCAAUGACACUUGUGUGGGUGUUUUUAAAAAAUAUUAACUGACCUGAAGGCCCACUUUCUUCACAUGAACAAUUUUUCCUUAAACUCAGUUUUCAUAGUUUUAAGGGUACGGAUCUGCUUUCUGGCGAGAUGAAUGGACAAAGUUUUUCUUGGAAAAAAUAAAAUGAAAACAUAAAACAAAACAAAUCUCUUCACCUCAUUUAUAGUCAGAUUUUUUGCAAAUGAAAUGAACAAAUAUGUCAUCAGAGCAUUUGACCUUGCAUCUGAUAGGACCG